Messenger RNA from Drosophila novamexicana, 402 nucleotides. Its product is annotated as larval cuticle protein 2-like. Bases 1 to 402 code for a protein of 133 amino acids. Lineage: Eukaryota; Metazoa; Arthropoda; Insecta; Diptera; Drosophilidae. Gene Ontology annotation, molecular function: structural constituent of chitin-based larval cuticle. Gene Ontology annotation, cellular component: chitin-based extracellular matrix. The transcript is spliced from 2 exons. The record is from RefSeq and is a predicted model, not a curated record.
AUGCACCAGAUGGAAAAUGUAAUGGCUGAAGCGCUAUUGAUCUGCGCAGUUAUCGGCCUGGCCGCCGCCGUGCCAGUUGCUCCUUCUUCUGAGGAUGUGCACGCCGAAGUCAUUUCCCGCAAGGAUGAUGUGCGCCCGGAUGGUUUCGACUCUUCUCUGGAAACAAGCAACAAGAUUGGCCGCGCAGAGAGCGGUGAUGAGCACGGAAACAUCCACGGCAGCUUCUCCUGGGUCUCGCCCGAGGGUGAACAAAUCGAAAUCUCUUAUGUGGCUGACGAGAACGGAUACCAGCCACAGGGCGCAGCUCUGCCAACCCCACCCCCAGUCCCUGUCGAAAUUGAACGAGCUCUCCAAUGGUUGGCCGCCCAUCCCCCAGCACCCGAGUACGAUAGUAAGCACUAA